Molecule: messenger RNA, 766 nt
Organism: Paramecium primaurelia
Lineage: Eukaryota; Ciliophora; Oligohymenophorea; Peniculida; Parameciidae
Source: the annotation of a GenBank genome assembly
AUGAAAGUUUUAUAGGCACUUAAAUCAACAAAAUUCCCAUUUGCUUCAUUCACAAACAGAGAUGUCAAAUCAGAUUUUCAAUAGCUUAAACCUCAUUUCGAAACACUUAUACCUGAUCUUUAUUUACAAAAAAGACUUAAAUUACCAUCUGAUAAAAUUAUGAGAUAAAGAAGAAUGAUGAAUUAUCAUAUUGAGUUCGAUAAAGAUGGAAAUAUGACAAGGUUCCAUGAAGAAUAUCGUUUAGACAACUAUGAUGAAACCAAAUGUCUUCAAUAUGCAAAUGUCUAUGAAGAAUUAACUAAAGAGAUGAAACAAGAUUAGAUCUAUAAAGAUUUUCUUUAUAAUACUCUUCAAAUUACUUGGCAAUUAAAAUAAUACAAAAAAGCUUAAAUCUCUGUUCAUGCAGUCAGAACAGUAUAUUUCUUUAUAUUUACAUUAGAUAUCAUAUCCUGAUUAACCUGCUCAAUCUACUCCAGAAGGACCAAAUAGAGAUGGAAAUGAUUUAGAAAUUAUUGGAGUAGUCAAUAAGAUUAACUGUUAAGGUGCUGAUAGCCAAAUAUAUAGUCCUGACAAAACUAAGUUACUAUUUGAAAUGAGUCUCGAACCUGGAGAAGGAUACAUUAUAGAUGAUAAAUCACUCUGGAAUUAUGCCACUUCCCAUAAACCAGUCGAUCAAAGCUAGGUAGGAAUUCGAGAUAUUUUGGGGUUUGUACUUAAAAUUGAUGAAUGAAUAUACACAACCACAAUUAUAUAUAAUAUAAUAACC